Messenger RNA from Entamoeba histolytica HM-1:IMSS, 747 nucleotides. RefSeq lists its product as uncharacterized. The transcript has a single exon. NCBI's taxonomy places the organism in Eukaryota, Evosea, Mastigamoebida, Endamoebidae. The coding region runs from base 1 to 747 and encodes 248 amino acids. The record is from RefSeq and is a predicted model, not a curated record.
AUGCUAACAGCGCCAAAAAGAUUACCGAUGAUUGUUUAUACAGCUGAUUAUAUAGUUAAUGCUUAUAAAUAUGGGCAUCCAGGUAUUGUGAUUGAUGCAAUAUUUCUUUCAAAUGGAUGCAAUGGAUGUAAAAACCCUGACAUAUUAGAAGCAGCUAAAAUCUUUAGAGAGGCUGGUAUCAAUACUAUUUUAACAAAUAUUACAUCAGAAGAUUAUGACAAUGAACAAUUUUAUUCACACCUUAUGGAUAUAUAUGAGUCUAUAUUUCCAUUAAGAGGAGCAUCAGAUUAUGUUCCAUUUGGACAUAAAAAAUUCAAUAGAAUCAAUUAUUAUUUUUAUAAAACAGCUGAUAUGGCAGUAAAGCAAUACCCAUUAUUUGAUUAUGUGUUAUUCCUUGAAGAUGACCAAGCAUUUUAUAAAAAUGCAUUUUUUAGAUUAAAAAAGUUAUUUGAUAGUUAUAAUUUAACUGGAGAUCAUGUAGAAACUCAUUUAAUACCAAAUGUUCCAUCACCAGAGUCUGAUAAUGCUAAAGGAUGUAUUUGGGGAUAUUAUGGGAAAUUACAGAAUAGAAAAGAAUAUUUCCGAUUCAGAAAACUUGCAAAAUUUGAUAAAUGGAUUAGGUGUGGUGAUAUUGUUCAAUGUCUUUGGGUUGAUGCAUCUGAUAUGCCAAGUAGAAGACUUAAUUUAGGACAUCAUUUUGGAAGAGAUAGUUACAUCAAAAGGUACGACCCAAAAUAUUAUAAUUGA